This is a messenger RNA of Cyprinodon tularosa, 1059 nucleotides long. Its product is annotated as isthmin-2-like. Lineage: Eukaryota; Metazoa; Chordata; Actinopteri; Cyprinodontiformes; Cyprinodontidae. The transcript has 4 exons. The record is from RefSeq and is a predicted model, not a curated record. The annotation marks the transcript as partial.
GGCAAAGCUGCUGGAGCACAGGAUCAUGUAGAUCUGGAGCAUCUUCUGCAGGAGAACCUUCCUCCUCCACCUCCUUCCUCAUCCAGUCGCCCCCGGUUCCAGGACCGCCUCCCAGCAGCUGAAACUGAAGAGGAGCCAGGAGGCUUCAUCCUGGACCUGAGGAACUUCCCUGAUCUGGCCAACGCAGACGUGGGCUCUCAAAACCCCAACAUCCAGGUGACCAUUGAGGUGGUGGAGGACUCCCAGACAGAGACAGAGGUGGAGAUAGACCUGGCAAAGGAGAACCAGAGGAAUGAUUGGUCUUUUUCGUCCUCCGAGUGGAUCAACAGUCACAGGAAACUGUUCUGGCCUCUGUUUUGGGAGUACCCGGAACAGCUGGAGAACAGGCUGAGAGCAACCGCCUCUGAAGGACAGUCUGCGGACUACAACUAUGAUCCAGCGGACCCCGACCUCAGGGGAGUGAGCUCAGACUGGGGGAGGGGCUGGGAGGCAAAGGAUGCAUACGAGUAUGAGGAGUGGAGCAUCUGGGCUCCGUGCAGCGUGACCUGUGGUUCUGGUUCCCAGAGACGGACCCGGUCCUGCGGCUACGCCUGCACGGCGACUGAAUCCCGCACAUGUGACCUGCACAGCUGCCCCAGUGUGGACAGCUGUGAAAAGUGGCUGAGCUGCAGGACUGCGUUCCUCCAGAAGUACCUCCGCCAGGUCCUGACGGAGCUGCCCAGCUGCCCCUGCUCCUACCCCUCUGAGGUCAUCUACAGCGCCAUCAACGUCCAGGACUCCAGGCUGCAGAGAGCCUACCGCUGGAGGGACGCCAGCGGACCUACAGAGCGGCUGGACAUCUACAAACCAUCGGCCCGGUUCUGCAUUCGCUCCAUGCUGUCAUACCACAGCACCACGCUGGGGGCGCAGCACUGCUGCUACGACGGCCAGAGGAGGCUGAUCACCCGCGGCAAAGGAGCCGGGGCGCCAAACCUGAUCAGCACUGAGUUCUCUCCAGAGCUGCACUACAAGGUGGACAUCCUGCCCUGGAUCCUCUGCAAAGGAGACUGGAGCAGGGUC